Laetiporus sulphureus 93-53 is the source of this 1396-nucleotide messenger RNA. RefSeq names its product glycoside hydrolase family 28 protein. The record is from RefSeq and is a predicted model, not a curated record. Gene Ontology annotation, cellular component: extracellular region. Bases 85 to 1176 code for a protein of 363 amino acids. Gene Ontology annotation, molecular function: polygalacturonase activity. Gene Ontology annotation, biological process: pectin catabolic process. The transcript has 17 exons. NCBI's taxonomy places the organism in Eukaryota, Fungi, Basidiomycota, Agaricomycetes, Polyporales, Laetiporaceae.
GACGUAUAAAGAGCUGAAAGAAGAGUCUUCGCGACAAAGCAGCAGAGCCACUGGCACUCUGUCCUCCUUACCGACUGUUUCCUCAUGAUGUUCUCAGCUUCAUCUACUCUAACGGCGAUCUUCAUUGCGCCUCUUGUCCUCGGUCGCCCUUCAGGCAUUGAGACGGCUAAACGCUCCACUUGCACUGUGGAUUCGGUUGACUCUGCCUCCGACCUUUCGGAUUGCUCGGAUGUUGUCAUCUCCUCCUUCACAGUCCCCGAUGGAGAGACUGUUACAAUGAGCUUCGCAGAAGGUGCAACAGUCACUAUGACAGGCGAAGUCGCGUUCGCUAACACCACUGCGGACGGUCCAUUGAUCACGUUUGAGGGUACCGGCAUCGCAUUCGACGGAGGAGGAAACGCAUUCAACGGUAAUGGCGCGGACUACUGGGAUGGCCAGGGAACAAACGGUGGGGUGCCCAAGCCCCACCCUUUCAUGAGGAUCGAGGCGUCUGGGACAUUCUCAAACUUCGUCGUCUUCAACUCGCCGGCGCAGGCCAUCUCUGUAGAGGCUAGUGCAACUCUCGUUAUUGACUCGGUCUUCGUCAACAAUAGUGCUGGGGACAUCGACGACCUCGGACACAACACUGACGGGUUUGACGUCUCGAUGUCCGAUUUGACCAUCAUCAACUGCGUCGUCGAGAACCAGGAUGACUGUAUAGCGAUCAACGACGGCGCUAACAUUCUCUUCCAGAAUAAUACCUGCUCCGGUGGUCACGGGAUGUCUAUUGGCUCGAUCGCCUCGGGAAAGACUGUGUCGAACGUAUCUUUUAUCGAUAAUGCUGUUAGCAAUUCGAUGUACGGCACUCGCAUCAAGGUGGACGCAGACGCGACGAGCGGGAGCGUCAGCGGCGUGACGUGGUCUGGGAACACGAUUAGUGGGAUCACUUACUAUGGCGUCCUGAUCACCCAGUCAUACCCCGACAACGACGGUACACCCGGGAACGACACCACAAUCACUGACGUCAACUUCGUCGGCAGUCCUACCACUGUGACUGUAGAUGCUGGUGCUUACCGGGUAACGGUGGAUUGCGGGAACUGCUCUGGCACCUGGGACUGGUCUGAGCUCACCGCGACAGGAGGCGACGCUGGCACUAUCGCCUCGGAUGAUGCCACGAUCGAGGGUGGUUCCUAUUGACUGAAAGUUUGCAACGGUAUGAGGUCGAAGCGAUGUUCUUCAGGUCUUCGGCUUUUUUUUUCCUCCACGGGGCCUUGCGAGUCUGCAGCAGUGUGUCGCCAUUUUGACGUACAUUUCCAUUAUUCAUGACAAAAUAAAUGCAUGACUUCGCUUGUCUGUCUGGAUCAUUGGCGUCGCUUCACAUUCCAUUCAGCACAAUUACAUAACGACCUUGCUGUUC